Molecule: messenger RNA, 2677 nt
Organism: Xyrauchen texanus (razorback sucker)
Lineage: Eukaryota; Metazoa; Chordata; Actinopteri; Cypriniformes; Catostomidae
Gene: fbxo22
Product: F-box protein 22
Exons: 7
Coding region: 44-1210 (388 amino acids)
Biological process (GO): regulation of skeletal muscle fiber development; protein polyubiquitination; positive regulation of proteasomal ubiquitin-dependent protein catabolic process
Molecular function (GO): protein binding
Source: RefSeq, a predicted model, not a curated record
GGUCAAAUCAGCGGGUCAAAUGUGAACAGAAACCCGUGUGAAAAUGGAAGGAGAAGCAGCUCCUCCAAACAUCUUGGCUGCAAGUAAAGCAGGAUAUGUCCUGAGUAAUGUUGCCGAAGUCGUUGAGAGGAUUCUGACAUUUGUGCCAACUAAAACUCUCUUUCGGAUAGCAAGUGUUUGCAGGCUAUGGAGGAACUGUGCACGCCGAGUCCUGAGGACCCAGCAGAGAUUGACUUGGCUCUCAGCCACUGGCUCAUCUAUGUAUCAGGAGCAUGUUUUGUUUAGAACUAUGGCAGAAGACUUGCAGAAUAUCUACAUGCUACCCCAGAUAGCUCUCUUAAUGGUAGAUGGGGAGAACUUUAAUGGGCCUGUUAGUUUCAGACACAAAAAGGCCAGGAAGUGUGAAGAUGAAGUGGAGUCAGACCCUGUUGAGAAGUUGAGAUGCUUACUGCCUAGCAGCUGUGACAUAUUAGGCCUUGUCGCACCAGGAAUUGUGGUGACCCCCAGUGGUUUGCCUAGCAGCCCCCCGCAGGAGCAUGAGGAGGGGGAAGCUGGCUACAGUCUCCUUUUUCCUGCAAUGGAUGGGGUCAGCAUCCGGCCUUUCCACUUCUGCAAAAAGAGCCUCAGUGAAACAACAAUGGAGGAAGCUGGGUUGAUUAACAACCCCGAUUUAAAGGUGGUGCUGUUGUUUGACUAUGAGACCUAUAAACCUGGAGGUGGACGCUUUCUUAACACGCUACUGGAACCCCUUUCCCAAAGUAAUGUACUUAUUGUUGGAGGACAAGUGGAAAGAGUAUUUUCCAGUGAUGUUACCUGCUGUUCUCCAGGUUCUUUUGGGGCAGUUGGACUGACCUUUAGUGGCUCCAGGAUCCAGGGUGCCUCAGUAUUGGUGGAGCAGGAUGUAAGUAGCUCCAAAGCAGCAGAGGCCACAAUACAGCGGCUGAAGGCUGCCAAUAUCCCAGAGAGAAACACCAUUGGCUUCAUGUUUGCGUGUGUGGGGCGUGGCCACAACAGCUAUAAUAACCAGCGCAACGUGGAGGCUAACGCCUUCCGGAAAAUCUUCUCCAACGUUCCACUUUUAGGAUUCUUUGGAAAUGGAGAGAUCGGCUGUGACCGCAUUGUCAAAGAGAACUACACAUUGAGUGAGACUGAUGCUGAAGGACUACAACACUCUUUUACAACAGUGAUGAGUCUGGUGCAUUUUGGCUAACACACACUCAAACAUGCAGAGACAGUAAUGCUUUGCAAGGGGCCAGGCAAACCCUAGUUAACGUGGAGUUUUUGGGAAACUUUUGGGAGUUUUUCAACAUCAUAUUUACAAGACUGCAAUAUAAUAGCAGCUGCCAUGAACUAAAAAUGGCUGAUGCGAACACUGGAAGUGUUGUGUAUAUAAGUUUUGGUGAUGUCAUUAAAAUAUAAUUGAAGAGCUUCAGAGAGCAAAAAAAUGAGUGUCUGUAAGAGAAAUUUCAACAUGCCUGUUUUGAUGUCUGAAAUGCUGUAGCCUUACAAGUUUGGUAAAAACUUUGGUUACAGAAAAGUUGUGAAGAAGAAUAUAAUUUAGUUUGAAUGGCACGGUGCUAAACCUUGGCAUUUAACUUCACUUCACUUCAAUACUGUAUGUAUGUAAUACUUUGGGUAGAGCAGAACCAAAUCUGUAAACUGAUAAGGAGAGUUUUCAUGUGGGCUGUUGGCUCACUCAAGCCUUAGAUACAAAUAGAUUGUAAAGAAAAAUAUUAAGGCACUUUUGGGAUUUUCUUUUAUGAUGGAAUGAUAAUGAAGUAGUCAUUCAUCAACAUUGGUACUAGUGGAAUUACAGUACUAUAACUUCUGGUCCUUUUGUAGAAAGAUGUAAUCUGAAUAGAUGCACUCCAGACUGAUCCACUGCUUGUAUUCAAUAACAAGCACUAUUAACCCUUAAAGGAAACUGCAAGAAUUUAAAUAUAUGCUAUGGAUUGUGAGUUGGCAUUAAAACGGUUUCUAUGGCAGGGUAAGAAUAGAUUAACCAUAUCAGCGCAUAUAUGUAUAUGCAGCAAUGUAUAUGACUUGUAACCUGUUGUAAAUGACCAGAUGAGUAUAAUAAAUGGCAGAAGUGAAAAAGUGGAUUUCCUUUGGAAUGUCAUUUUGUAUUUAUUCUGCCUGCCACAUCAAAAAUUCCCCUCACUAUGCUAAAUCCAUCAAGGUAAUUCUUAAAUGGAUUAGUGUCCAUUGAUGACUAAAACCAAAAUAGUUGAAUUCCUCUGCUUCCUUAGUUUCAACAGGGCACACCUUUUUUCGGUAUCAUCAAUAGAACUUGUGUUGCUAAUUAACCUUUUUAUUAAAGCGUUCAUCUUCUGUCUACUUGCUAAAUAAUAUUCUGUUGAUCACAGAGAUUAGUGAAAUCUCAAAGGGUCUUCUGGCUGCAUUGUUCGGUUCAUGAGAUAUUGGUUUGAACAUUUUAAAGUUUGGUUCAAAAAGUUCAGUGUUGAUGCCAAAUCUCUCAUUUUUGUCAACCUUUGUUCAGGUGUUGUAUUUGUACUGGUUAUCUCUGGCCAUUUCUGUGGGUCAAAUGAAGAGUUGGCUUUACUACAGUCAUGUGUUUUAUGGCAGUUUGUCUACUGUGAUGCUCAAUUUAGUCACCCAGAUGUCUGCAUUUACUGUAUGUGAUCUGAGCAAAGCACAUGUCCAUAAUAAAAUCAAU